Messenger RNA from Octopus sinensis (East Asian common octopus), 1746 nucleotides. RefSeq names its product general transcription factor IIH subunit 3. Gene Ontology annotation, cellular component: transcription factor TFIIH holo complex; transcription factor TFIIH core complex. Lineage: Eukaryota; Metazoa; Mollusca; Cephalopoda; Octopoda; Octopodidae. The transcript has 12 exons. The record is from RefSeq and is a predicted model, not a curated record. The coding region runs from base 92 to 1036 and encodes 314 amino acids. Gene Ontology annotation, biological process: nucleotide-excision repair; regulation of DNA-templated transcription.
GUAUCCACCUAGUUUCAUUCCCACGCCGCUUUUUGUGUACAUUUCGGUUGUGAAGUCGUCUCCAGAAAGUCCGGAGGGAUUUUCCGCGAAAAUGCCCAGCGAAAUUGAAUGCAGUUUGUUGGUUGUCAUUAUUGAUACCGACCCAGUAUGGUGGGGUCAGUGUUUUCUUGAAGAAAACUCACAGUUUAAUAUAUUCCGGUAUUUAGACAGCAUGUUGGUUUUUGCCAACUCCCAUCUCAUGAUGAAACCAGCCAACAAAUUGGCCAUCAUCGCAGCACACAGCAACCAAAGCUACUUCCUGUACCCAAAGGGCAAAGAAGAGGAACCAAAAGUGGUAACGAAUGAGGUAACCGAAGAGAACGGCACCACCACAGCUGCUAAUGUUCCUCCUCGACCACUAAAUGAUGGCCGUUAUGAACUUUUUGCCCAGGUUGAUGAUCAAAUAACCGAACAGUUAAAAAAUCUUAUGGUUGACCAAGAGGUUGGCCAACUUUAUUCUGACAGUGUAGUUGCUGGUUCCAUUGGCAUGGCACUUUGCUUCAUCAACCGAAUGGAGAAGGAGCUUCAUCUUGGUGAUAAACUUUCCAGUCGGAUCCUGAUAAUGAAAGGAUCUCAAGAUAACCCAGCCCAAUAUAUGAACUUCAUGAAUACUGUUUUCUCUGCUCAGAAACAGAAUGUCAUCAUUGACAGUUGUAUCUUAGGGGACGAUUCCAGUCUGCUACAACAGGCGUGUGAUAUUACUGGUGGCACCUACCUCAAGCUACCCACAGUCUCCGGCAUCUUACAGUAUCUACUGUGCGUCUUUCUUCCUGAUCCUCAUGUUAGACAUAAACUGUCUCUGCCAGCAAGGGUUCAAGUUGAUUACAGGGCUGCUUGUUUUUGCCACCGGAACCUCAUCGAUAUUGGUUACGUCUGCUCCGUUUGUCUGUCAAUUUUCUGUUCCUUCAGUCCGAUUUGUUCCACUUGUCAAACAACAUUCAAAUUCCUUGGACCUCCGAAAAUAUUGAAGAAAAAAAUUCGGAAAAACAACACGUGAAAUACCAUUGUACAUCGAACCUGAAGUUCUUGAGACUUGUUUGGACAUCAACAAGUGAGGGCUUGUUGGUGGGGUGGGGGAGUUUCUGUCUAACAGUGUGACAAUCUAUACACCUAAGGUGGUGAGCUGGCAGAAACGUUAGCGCACGGGCAAAAUGCUUAGCGGCAUUUCGUCUGUCGUUAUGUUCUGAGUUCAAAUUCCGCCGAGGUCGACUUUGCCUUUCAUCCUCCCGGGGUCGAUAAAUAAAGUACCAGUUUCGCACUGGGGUCGAUGUAAUCGACUUAAUCCCUUUGUCUGUCCUUGUUUGUCCCCUCUAUGUUUAGCCCCUUGUGGGUAGUAAAGAAAUAUAUAUGAUGUUCAAUGAAGACCACUUUUAACGGGAGAUCAACCUGAUGUUGCUCUCCUACUCAUUGUCACCUCCCCUCACUCUACCACAGUCUCUUGGCCUUUCUUACCAUCAUCGUCAUCCUCAUUAUCAUUGUUUUAAUGUCCACUUUUCCAUGUUUGCAUGGGUCAGACAAAUUUCAUUGAGGCGGACUUUCUUUGGCUGGAUGCCCUUUCUAUCACUAACCUUUACCAGUUUCCUAACAAGAUACUAUUUUCCUAUGACCAGACAUGUUUUUCCUUAACCCUUUCAUUACUGUAUUUAUUUUGAGAUGCUCUGUAUUUCUUUCAAUUACUUUAGAUAUAACAAAGAAUUUAGUAAACUA